CAUCAGAGUUUCUUUUUACCUUUCAGAAAACAAGGCAGUACUUGAAGACUUGACAAAUGUAUCCCAGGUUGAAAAACUGCUGCAUUCCUCCUCCUCUUCCUCCUUUAGAAAACUGACUUCUUAAAAGAGGUAAGAGAAAAGCAAAAGUAGUAAGAAAAUGCUGGGAUCAGAACGAGGUGUUGUGGAAGAAUGGCUGUCAGAAUUCAAGGUGUUACCUGAAACACAAAUUUCCAGCUAUGCAGCUACAUUGCACCGAAAAAAAACACUGGUACCAGCUCUUUAUAAGGUCAUUCAAGACCCAAAUAAUGAGCUCCUGGAGCCUGUUUGUCACCAGCUGUUUGAACUGUACCGUAGUUCUGAAGUUCGGCUCAAGAGAUUCACACUGCAGUUCUUGCCAGAAUUGAUCUGGGUAUAUCUGCGUCUUACUGCCAGCAGGGAUAGGCAGAGUAAUGGUUGCAUUGAAGCACUGCUGCUUGGCAUUUACAACUUGGAAAUUGCUGACAAAGAUGGAAACAACAAAGUUUUAUCUUUCACCAUCCCUUCAUUAUCUAAACCUUCAAUAUAUCAUGAGCCCUCUACUAUUGGAUCCAUGGCUUUAACUGAAGGAGCUCUAUGUCAGCAUGAUCUCAUCAGGGUAGUUUACAGUGAUCUUCAUCCUCAAAGAGAAACCUUCACAGCACAGAAUCGGUUUGAGGUGCUGAGCUUUCUUAUGCUGUGCUACAAUUCUGCUAUUGUAUAUAUGCCUGCCUCUUCUUACCAGUCGCUCUGUAGGAUGGGUUCCAGGCUGUGUGUGAGUGGAUUUCCACGGCAGCAUGAGAAAUGCUGGAAAGAACACUGUAGUAGAGUGGUGUUAGACCCUGACUUCAUGGUGCAGCUGCUCACAGGUGUUUAUUAUGCCAUAUAUAAUGGUCAGUGGGAUCUUGGCCAGGAGGUACUGGAGGACAUAAUUUACAGAGCACAGCUUGAACUCUACUCACAGCCUCUGCUGGUUGCAAAUGCCAUGAAGAACUCACUGCCCUUUGAUGCUCCUGACGCAUCUCAGGAAGGCCAGAAAGUACUGAAAGUAGAAGUUACUCCAACAGUGCCGAGGAUUUCUCGGACUGCUAUUACAACAGCUUCUAUCCGUCGUCAUCGCUGGAGAAGAGAAGGCAUUAAACUGCGGAAGGACAAGGCUCAGCCAUCAGUCAGUGUGAAGAAAUUUGUGAAGAAGCUUGAGAAUAUCUCAGAUGAUGAACCUCAGGAGAUCCUAGAAGAGAAGGACUAUGUUGCUGCUCUUGGAAUAUGUGCCCAAGAUCCAGUAGGAAAUGGCUCAAAUGUAAGUGGUGGUGAGGUUUAUUCCUUCAAGACUCCCAAACGCUCCAGCAGAUUGGCAGAGCUGGCCUCUGAAUUAGCCCAGACACCGGGACAGAGUGUUGCACCUGAUCACUCCAAGUGCCCUGAUAAGACAGCCAAAGCCCCUCAAAACACCCAACGCUCAAGCAGAGUGCAGCAGAGGAAUAAAAAGAAAGAAUUUGUGUCUACCACACCUUAUAGACUCAGGAAGAGGCUAACAGCUCCAGUUCCCUAUUUAGAAAGUGAGAGUGAAUAUUCUUCUUCCUGCUCAGAGGAGGAGGAUGAAGAAGACCAAAAAGAAGACAACACUGUUUCAUCAGGUCAAAAGACCCCAGAAAAAAUGAAGGCAGCAUCUACGCCUCCUCCCAGCAACACCCUAGCCAAAAAAAAUAAGGAGAACAAGAUGAGCAACCUGGUGGAGGAAUACUUUGAAGCUCACAGUAGUUCCAAAGUGCUCACUUCAGACCGAACGCUGCAGAAGUUGCGGAGAAGAAAAUUGAGUCAGCAAACACUGCAUGACCUUUUGAAGAAAGCUCCCCUUGCCUAUGCUGCUGAAAUCGAAGAGCUAAACCAGCUACAUGAAUCCCUGUUUUCCAAGUGGAUGCUGCAAUUACACUUGGGUUUCAAUAUUGUGCUUUAUGGACUGGGCUCCAAGCGUGAUUUGUUAGAGAAGUUUCGUACCUCCCUGCUCCAGGAUUCUGUUCACCUUGUGGUUAAUGGAUACUUUCCCAGCAUCACUGUGAGAUCUAUUCUCAACUCCAUCACAGAGGAGGUACUGGACCAUACAGGGACAUUCCGCAGCCCCCUUGACCAACUUGACUUCAUCAUUGAAAGGUUUAAAGAAGAUUCAUCUUUAGAGCUCUAUGUCCUCAUUCAUAACCUGGACAGCCAGAUGUUGAGAGGAGAAAGAAGUCAGCAGAUCCUUGCACAGUUAUCCUCUUUGCCUAGCAUUUACCUCAUGGCCUCUGUUGAUCACAUCAAUGCUCCUCUCAUGUGGGAUCAGGCAAAACUAAGCCUCUACAACUGGCUUUGGUAUGAGACAACAACAUUUAGUCCAUAUGUGGAAGAAACAUCUUAUGAGAACUCUCUUUUAGUACAGCAAUCUGGAUCUUUGGCUUUGAGCUCCUUAACACAUGUCCUGCGCAGUCUCACUCUCAAUGCCAGGGGGAUAUUCAGAUUGCUUGCUCAGUACCAGCUGGAGAACAAAGACAACCCAUCUUAUCCAGGACUGUCUUUCCAAGACUUCUAUCAGCAGUGUCGGGAGGCUUUCCUUGUGAACAGUGACCUGACACUCAGGGCACAGCUGACAGAAUUCAGGGACCACAAACUCAUCCGGACCAAGCGGGGAGCUGAUGGUGUGGAAUACUUACUUAUUCCUGUAGAUGACAGUACCUUGACUGACUUCUUGGAGAAAGAGGAUGAAGAUGUGUAAUGUCUCUCUGUUCUCAAAGCAUCUAUGGCAAUUGCUCUCGAGGGCUGCUGGAGAGGGGCCUAUGCUCAGAUCUCUCUCCCUCCAACCCCAAGGCUGCUGGGCUACUUACUGAAAUGUAAUAAUUGUAAUGAAUGAUGCUCAUUGUUAUACUACUUCAGGUAGUUUGAAAUGUUGACUUUUGUAAGCAAGGCAUCUCUUGCUCUGUAGUUAGAUUUGUCUGGGUUGUCUCUUAGUUCAGAUGAUGCCUUCUUCAUAUCUAUGCAGCCACCCUUACAGCCAGAAAAACAAACUUGGUAAGAUUGUGCCUUCUGCUCUUACCUCACCAGCCAUGAGGAUUUGAUUGGAGCAGUUUACUUGGGAAGUGCAAAUCUCUAGAAGGUCAGAGCUUUAGUUUGUAACAGUGGUGCAACUUUUCUCAACUGAGUGCUUUCCAGUACUCCUUUACCAGUUGGAUAAGACUAGUUUCCAGUGUAUGAAGAAGCCAAGAUUUAUAAUGCUAAGAGAUCCUGCCUUGAUUGCAUGAGAGACUAGUGGGAUUGGGACACACUGUGAGUAACUUACUGAAUUCUGGCAACAGAACUGAAGGACUUGCCCCAAACCCAAGAUAGUCAAAACUGUCAUGGACUUGAGUCAUUGCCUCUUGGGGAGGGUGAGAGGAUCCAGCUUCUUUCGUCUGCUUUCCAAGUUUAAAUCCAGGAAUAGGAAGAGGCUAUGAAGUUUUUCUGUUGAUUUUUUUUUAAAAAGCUUGAUUGUAUAUAUAUAUUUUUUUUUAUAUCAGGAGAGUCUUCUGAUCCUGGAGGAGGCCUUAAGUGCCACUUAUAAACUCCCUUUUUUUAAGCCCUCAGAGGCUGGGAGACUGCUGAAGUUUGACAGCUUUCCUUCGCUUUUUUUCUCAGGUAUGUGGGAGUAAGCCCUAUAGUUCCAUCAGCUGAAGUCUGCCAGCCAGACUUCAGGGACUUUGUAUGUCUCAUAUUUGGUAGCUGUGUUACAGCUCAGUGUUGUAAUAGUUCAAUCAAAUAAAGUACUUUACUAAUUUUCCUUAGCUUGUCUUGUCUUCCACAAUCUUUUUAUGUUAUAGGAAGACAGCAAUACUUGUAGCAGUUGUGUGAAAGCCUUAUUUGCAUUAUUAUGUCAAAUACCUCUUCCAAUCCUUAUGCAGAAUUCAAGCCAAUCAGUAAAAAUUUUUGGUUUUUAUAAGGUAUCAAAAUUAAAAGUAAUUUAAUUACCUUUUAAAACCAGUAUAUAGCUUUUGAAAAGAACCAAAACGUGUGUUCUAUGAUUCUAUCAUAUGGAGUAACAUUGUUAUCUGGUCUACCCCUCACCGACAGAAGCAACAGGUUUUACAGCCUGACUUUUGCGUGUAUUGAAAACAGGGUAUCUCCUUAUCCGACUGAAAAUUUGAUUCUUCAAACAUAUGACCUAAUUAGCUUUGUUGGAGAGUCUGAUGGCGAAAACUGGCACAUGCCAGCAGUACUAUCUGGCUUCCUCCCCUAGAGCAUUUUCCAAUGGAUGUUCUCUUCUGGUCGCACUUGCAUUUGCAUUUUACAGGCUGCAAUUCCAAAACUUUGCAAAAUGCAUCAGAUCCUGCCUGUCACUACAUACGCCACCAUCAGAAUCACUACAACUGGGAUCAAAACACGUCUUACCUGAUGUCUGAGACUAAAUGUACAGUUCAAGAACAAGAACUCUGCCACUUGAAGAGAUGUGUUCUUGGGGAGGGGGGACAGGGACACAACGGGGAAACC
Molecule: messenger RNA, 4509 nt
Organism: Pezoporus flaviventris
Lineage: Eukaryota; Metazoa; Chordata; Aves; Psittaciformes; Psittacidae
Product: hyccin 2
Exons: 25
Coding region: 158-2764 (868 amino acids)
Biological process (GO): phosphatidylinositol phosphate biosynthetic process; DNA replication; protein localization to plasma membrane
Cellular component (GO): plasma membrane; nucleus; nuclear origin of replication recognition complex
Molecular function (GO): DNA replication origin binding
Source: RefSeq, a predicted model, not a curated record